This is a messenger RNA of Acanthoscelides obtectus, 1800 nucleotides long. NCBI's taxonomy places the organism in Eukaryota, Metazoa, Arthropoda, Insecta, Coleoptera, Chrysomelidae. The record is from the annotation of a GenBank genome assembly.
AUCGAUCACUUUGAACACAUACACACACUUUGAAGCUUAGAAAACAAGCUUAUCUCUUAAGUACAGCCUCUGGGAUUCCAAAAUCACAAAUUGAAAAGGUUAUGUUUUCUCAGCGUUUUGAGCACGAGUUGCGUCGAUGCAGCAAGCAGCGGCGGGAGUAAUACUACCACCUACGUUGCCAGAUUUCUUUGUUCACGGCUCGUAGUUGACGUCGGCUGUGAUAGAAUCCACCGAAAAAAUGAUCUUAAGCAAUAGAUUUGUGUAUAAACUAUUUUGGAAGUAAGCUCUGAACCAAUAAGAGAUAUGCGAAAUGCAUGCAAUUUCUGAAUAACAAUUGCACUCGAUGCUAGAAAAGAUUUUCGCUGGAGGUCAACAGGUACUGUUACUUUAUCUCGGCGAUUAAAUGUUUAAAAAAUCGGGUGGUCCGUGACUUUCUGCUCAACGCACGCUUUACUCUUGUUGAAUCAGUGGCAAAAUGAACGCGAUAGUCAAGGACCGAGAUGAGAGGCUUAAGAUGGCACUUAGGUCUCAAGAAAAGACACUGGAGCAGCUGCAAGUAGAUGUGAACAUAAUUAAGGAAUGGUUGAAGAAUCAGAAACAUCUGCCAGAAAUGCCACACGAUCAUAUGAUACAAAACUUCCUGCUUCUGAACAAAUUCAGCAUUGAAGCAACCAAGCAAAAGUUAGACAUGUAUUAUACAUUAAGAGGUGUUUUGCCUGAGGUGUUUGAAAAUAAGCAUCCCAAUUUACCUCAUAUGCAACAGAAUAUGAAGGCAAUAUACAUCUUCAUGCUCCCAAAGCUAACCGACGAUGGUAACAGCAUAGCUGUCAUGAGAAUCGCAUCUGAAAAUUCCAACAUCCUCGAAUUAGAUCCGUACAUGAUCUUCGCCCAUAUGUACAACGUAGUAGAAGUUCGACUACAUGAAGAUGUCGCCUUGGGUGACAUUUGCAUCUACGACAUGGCUUAUUUUCCGAUCCGGCAGAUCGCCAGGUUGAAUCCGGUGUUGAUGAGAAAAGGAACCAUUCCUUUAGAAAAAAUAUAUAGCUCCAGAGUAAAAGCAAUCCACAUCCUACAUGCACCAGGAUAUGCGGAACCUCUGAUAAAAUUGAUAAGGCAACUAUUGAAUCCAAAGUUGGCAGAAAGAAUUCACAUUCAUGAUUCGGUAGAUGGUCUUAAGAAAUUUUUGCCGAAUAACGUCUUACCAAAGGAUUAUGGAGGUGACUUACCACCUCUACAAGAAAUCAAUGAAUCUUGGAUGAAAGCCUUUGAAAAGUACUCGGAUAGGUUUGAUACGAUUGCAAAACUGAAGGUUAACGAGCAACUGAGGCCUGAACCGCUAGUAAACGACGACAUACUGGGCGUGUAUGGCAAUUUCAAGAAACUGAACGUCGACUGAAUGGAACAAAACCAAUUUGUAUGAAAAUAUAUACAUCUAGCAAAUUAGACAGACUUUAAUGUUCGUUAUACUCAACAUCCUUACUCUCCUGCGGAGACACGUUACACUUUGUUAUCGUUUGUUACAUAUAGUCGAAAUCACGAUUACGUCAUCAUUUUAGUAUGUAGUAAAGACUAACGACAGCGAUAUGUGAAUAUUUUUAAUGAAGUUUCAGAUAUGUUAGACAGAGACAAACAUAAUUUUAUUGUCUAAACAAACUGUAUUGCUAAGUCGCAGGUAUCCGAUAAAGAUAGACGAUGUUUUCAUGUUGCAUGAUCGAUCAUAUUUGAAAGAUGAAUAGUUAGGUUAUGUUAAAGCAAGUUAGGUUGUUUCCGAAUAAUACUUUGGUCUUUGGUGUUCUUGUC